This is a messenger RNA of Linum tenue, 2225 nucleotides long. The record is from the annotation of a GenBank genome assembly. Lineage: Eukaryota; Viridiplantae; Streptophyta; Magnoliopsida; Malpighiales; Linaceae.
AAAUUGCUCACUCCUCCAGUGCUUAUUUAUACCUCCCAUCCUUGCCGCUUCUCUAUCUUCCCUCUCUCUCCGCCAUUUCCAUCACCUCUCGCAAGAAAUUCGAACAGUAUUACAGUGAGAGCGGCGUUCCCGCAUUCGCAGUCCGAUACCGGAGCUGAGGCCGACGACGAUGGGAGCUUCCUCCAACGACGGUUACUGCGCCUCCAACUAUGCGUCUUACUGCCAGAAUCGCAGAUUCUCGAAGGAAAUCCUCGACAACGUCCAUGGCACCAUCUACUUGGAGCCGCUUGCUCUCAAGUUCGUCGAUACCGAACAAUUUCAGAGGCAAGUUCGACGUCCAUACUUGCUAAUUUUAACUUCAAUCAGUUCCUAGACUAUUCGUUUUGUACAUUGAUUUACUCGUUCUUUCCACUGAGUGAUAAUUACUUGUUUGCAGGACUAACAAACAUGGUGUACCCUGGAGCAGUGCACACUCGGUUCGAGCACUCGUUAGGGGUGUACCAUUUGGCUGGAGAAGUAGCUUAUCGUCUCAGAGCUCAGCAGGAUCCGGAAUUUCCCAUUGAGGAUUUUGAUAUAAAGACUGUGAAGCUUGCUGGAUUAUUGCAUGACAUCGGCCAUGGACCAUUCAGCCACACUUUUGAGCGUCAAUUUCUUCCUCUGUUUCUUAAUGGCGCCUCAUGGCUGAGCACUUCCUCCAGCAUGACUUGUGACACUUCCAAAGUUGACAGGCCAAAGUUUGUUUUCAGGUCUCAUGAGGACAUGUCUAUCAGCAUGAUAGACUACAUUGUUGACAAGCACCACAUUGACAUUGAACCAGAAUGCCUAAAGAAAGCAAAGGAAAUGGUCGUCGCAAGUACUGAACAUGGUUCUCACAAUAGUCCCACUGGAAAGCAGUUUCUCUAUGACAUUGUUGCAAACGGCCGGAAUGGAGUAGAUGUUGACAAGUGAGUCAUCUUUUCUUCUUUUUACCUCAUCUUGGUUAUAUUCUUGUUUGUGAUGAUUGCAUUCUGGUUUGCCAAUCCCAAUACUCUUUAUUUAGGUUUGACUACCUUAUUCGGGAUUCGCGGGCUUGUGGAGUUGGCUGUGGUUUUAUGUUUGGGAGGUUAAUGGGAUCCAUGAGGGUUUUGGGUGAUGAGAUUUGUUACCGUGCCAAAGACUAUCUCACGGUAUACAAUCUGUUUUCGACUCGAGCAGAAAUGCACCGCACAAUCUAUACACAUGCUAAAGUGAAGGGGAUAGAACUCAUGGCUGUUGAUGCCCUAACCAAAGCAAAUGAGGCCUUUGGAAUUGCUGACGCUGUUCAAAACCCUGGAGAGUUUUGGAAGCUGGAUGACACAAUAUUGAAAAGAAUUGAAGUUGACGAAAGACCAGAACUCAAAGAGGCCCGAGAUUUGGUUCUACGCAUCAGGAGAAGAGAUCUAUACCAGUUCUGCAAUGAGUUUGCGGUUCCAAAGGAAAAUCUAGACCACUUCAAGGACGUCACUCCACAGGACAUUAUAUGCUCCCAGAGAUCUAGUGAUGUUACACUCAAGGAAGAAGAUAUUGCUGUGAGCACUGCCAAGAUCGACUUAACCCGUGGAAGUUCCAAUCCUCUUGAGAGCGUCAAGUUUUUUCAGGACUAUGACAGCACGGACAGCUUCACGAUACCAGUGGAGCGCAUCAGUCACUUAGUCCCUGCUGUUUGUCAGGACAAGAUCGUGAGAGUCUACGCCAAGAAGCCUGAACUGGUGGAAGCAGUUUCUCAGGCCUUUGAGAACUUCCAGAUGACUACAUAUGGGGUGAAAGCAAUACUUGCCACUCCUGAGAAGAAGAAGAACCGCAAAAGGUUAUUCCCAUACUGAGAAAAACUCCCCAGCCCCACCCCGCUGCAGGAACUACGUAAAUGAUUCAUGAUCGUAUUGGUGCGUUUAGAUCAUACCAACGUAUAUAAUUUUUGCUAUACUACUGAGCACUGAGACCACACACUGAGUUUGACAAGUAACCAAUGAUCCAAUACCGCAUGUGAUGUAAAGGAAUUUUUUGAUUCUUUAGGCCUGUUAAGAAACUGCAUCGGCCACCAUUUUGGAUGUUGCUUUACGGAAUCGUAUUGCAGAUGAAGCAUGACUUUUUGAUGGUGUUUCUUUUUCUCUCUUAUUGGGGAGCCUGUACUGUUUGUAUGUCGUUAUGUUGAACUCUUAUGGGCAAUUGACUUAGUUUUGAUCUGGUAAGAGGAUUUUUUCUCUUCU